Messenger RNA from Vigna radiata var. radiata (mung bean), 1111 nucleotides. RefSeq names its product DNA-directed RNA polymerase I subunit RPA12-like. Gene Ontology annotation, molecular function: DNA-directed RNA polymerase activity; nucleic acid binding; zinc ion binding. Gene Ontology annotation, biological process: DNA-templated transcription; termination of RNA polymerase I transcription. Gene Ontology annotation, cellular component: RNA polymerase I complex. The coding region runs from base 47 to 667 and encodes 206 amino acids. The transcript is spliced from 7 exons. NCBI's taxonomy places the organism in Eukaryota, Viridiplantae, Streptophyta, Magnoliopsida, Fabales, Fabaceae. The record is from RefSeq and is a predicted model, not a curated record.
UCUUUUCCCUAAGCCCGUUUUAUUUGGUUACUUCAUCAUAUUCUCUAUGCACGCAAGGACAUCACGAACCACGACACCAGACGAGCAUCUUCUUCUUCGCCACCACUACGCACACGACUGUGACGGUUAUCUCCCCAGACGCAUUUAUAGUCUACUUUUCGUAAACCCUAGAGCAACCAUUUUAUCUGUCUUUGCUUUGUUUACAGGGAGAGAAACUUGCCCUGUUGUUUCUGAAGUAUACGUUAGGGUUUUUGCAGCUUCGUCCUCUGCAUUCUCUGCGCUACACACAAAACUGUGCAUUUCACCUCCAAAAUCGAUGGCGUAUUAUUACUCUAGACUCGAUUUCUUUUGCCAUUUGUGUGGGACAACGCUAAUUGUUCCUUCCAGUGAGUACGCCCAAUGUUCUUUGUGCAAAACUCUCCAAGACAUACAAGAUAUUCGUGACAAGGAAAUAAGUUACACAAUUACUGCUGAGGAGAUCAGAAGAGAGCUUGGAAUGGAAAUAAUCGAGGAACAGAAGGUGCAAUUGUCGAAGGUCAACAAGAAAUGUGAAAAAUGUGACCAUGAUGAAGCUAACUUUUAUACCAGACAGAUGAGAUUAGCAGAUGAAGGGCAAACUACUUUCUAUACAUGUACCCGUUGUGGUCAUCAAUCUCAGGAGAAUUAGUGGUUUACUUUAAGGCUAUCUUUGGAAGGAAUGUACCAGGAAAAAUAUAGAAUGAUCUUUAAGGUUAUUUUGUUCUGAUAAUAUGCCGCACCUGACCCCACUAAGAUUGUUAUCUGGUCUUAGGAAAAUUACAGGAAAAUCCAUGGAUACAAUUACAGGAAUCAAAUUCUCCUGUAAUAGCAUUUGAUUCCUGUGGUGAACUCAUAUAUAUGGUCUUAGGAAAAUCCAUGGAAGAAGUGUUAUGCAUUUAUUACACUAUUGAAAUUUUAUACAUGGCUGAAACUUUGCAUGGUGUUGGCUUGAUCCAUGGUGAUUUCAAGGACAGGUUGUUUAAUGUACAUGAGAGAAAAUAAAAUGAGAUUGAUGCGAUUUUUCUAUAUUUAGGAUGAGAUCUUGAGUUUGUAAAGAAGUGAUGUUAUUCAGCGUGUUAGAUUUGUUUUAUCA